Molecule: messenger RNA, 345 nt
Organism: Acanthoscelides obtectus
Lineage: Eukaryota; Metazoa; Arthropoda; Insecta; Coleoptera; Chrysomelidae
Source: the annotation of a GenBank genome assembly
AUGCCCACGACUUACAAAAGGAAAAAUGAAGAGAGAGCUAAAUGGAGUGCCGGUUCUUUAAGAAAUGCAAUUGAAUGUGUACAAAAUCUUACAUUGGGUGUAAAUGAAGCCGCCAGACAAUUUGGAAUACCUAAAACAACGCUAAAAGAUAGGAUUAAGAAGGGGGACGCAAUAAAACAACACAGAUUAGGUCCGUCAUCAGCGUUGGAAGAAGAUGCAGAACCAAAAUUUCAUGCGACACAUAAAAAAAUUGCAAACAUUUGGAUUUGCACCAGAUCGAGAGUCCGUCAGAAUAUGGGCUUUUCAACUUGCAGAAAAAUUAAAACUGAAGCACACGUUAAAUAA